CACACACACACACACACACACACACACACACAGGCUUGCCAUGUCAGGGAUUGUGCAUGUUAGAGGCCAUUGGAAGGAUUGCAAAUGGUAUGCUUGAUGCUCAACUAUCACUGUGGUGAAGUCUAACAUAAUUCAUGCAUAGUACCUGCCAGGUGCUCAUGCUAUGGCCAUGGUGGAAUCAGACAUGGCAUGAGUGUCACAUACCACACGUGAGCAUAUAUAGUCCUACGGCCACCAUCCGCUACAGUCACUGUCCGCUACAGUCACCAUCCACAUUCAUCAUCCCAGUGGCGUCUCUUCACUCUUCCUCAUCUUGAACAGCUUUAUCAGUGACAGCUGCCUUUUUUCCACACACACUUUUUUUUUUCCUCUGAGUCCCUGGCACCUUUGCCCAGACUCCCAUGUGGUUUUGACAUGUCUUCUUUUCUUUUACCUCUGUGUGGAAUUUGGCCAUUUCUGAAGACGUCAAAUUCAUGUAGAAGGUAUUCAACAGGGCCCUCGCAUCCCCUCUAGCUUGGAGGCUCAGGAUUGUGUCUUGCAUGGGAACAGGUGUGAGGUGAACUUGAUUUAGGUGUACCCUGAGAACGCUAAUACAAAGAGGAAGGUAGGAAAUGCAUGUGUGUGAACCUGAGGAGACCACAGAGCUGCUAGCAGGUCCCAAUCAUGGUAGAGUCCUCUGGUAUGGGUCUGAGACAGAGCCACAAGCAGUACUAAUUUUGUUUUUCAGGAGUGGCUGGGAGGAACUACCACAGACAUUACCUGACGAAUGCAUUGGGUGGCUUGCUAUCAGAUAUCUCAUCUGUGUGGGUGGGCUAACCUGGCCUAAGAUUGUGGAUUGCCUGCAUGUCUUAGUAUUCCCACACAGAAUACAGUAUUCCUUAGAGAGUAAUACUUUGUCUUCCAGUGAGCUUUCCUCAUCCCCAGCUAGUGCCCUCAGGGCAUCAGUAACAGAGGUGGGACAUUUAAAACAGGAAGCUGGAAAGAUUUGCCUGUACUACACACAUGUCCCUGUAGCCGAAGGUGCUUCAUGCAUGCACAAUCCCCACGCCCCGAGUCGCUGCGUCACAUCCCGAGAAUGGCACAGCAUCCGUAAGAGGAGCAAGUUUGGGGGCACUGACAGCAGACGUGGAGACCUGGACCUCAUCCUCUGCUGAUGAGAAGCCCAGCGCCCGCUGCUGUUCUUGCUUAGGAAGGUCUUCCUGUCUGGGCCUCUCACCUGAGACCUAAGCCUCGUUUGCUUCUAGUUAAUCCGUAAUGCAGACAAUGCAAAACAGGCUCACAGGUCUCACAGGAGGACUGCGCCACAUGAACAGAUGAGGCGCUUCCUUCCUUCACCUGAAGAGUGUUUAGUUAGCAUCUUAGACACAGCCAGCAAAGCCGGGCAAAGCAAUAACAUUCCACUCUGGAGAAACUGCUCUUUUCCACAGUGUGAAAUGAGUCCGUGGGCAACUGGUGUCUCACUAAGUAAUAAGACAGGAAAGACAAGAAGAGGGUCAGCACCAGGGUAAGGGAAGGAAGGUCCGGAAGGCCCUGUGGGAGCAUUAAUGAGUGCAGUGCCUACCCUGUGGGAUGAAGGUAGGCAGUGGUCGGAUCUGGGGUGUGCACUCUAGUGAGAGUCUGCAGGAUGUGGUGAUGAGAAAGAGAGCCAGGAUCCCCAGAAGGCUGACCUAACAAAGAAUAGAGCUGUCCCUUCCUUACCCAGAGAGAGUCUGACUCGGGUAACAUACCGACGUCCUGGCACUGGACGUGUUAAUUGAUAUGUUGCUGACUCUCUCUCUCUCUCUCUCUCUCUCUAUAUAUAUAUAUAUAUAUAUAUGCAUGGACAUUAUCAAUAGAGAGUGAGGCUGGAAUUCACAGCAGACAUGGUGAUGUUGGAUGUUCUCAUCACAGAGGUGACAGAUCACACACAGAAAGAGCCCAGCUCCGCGUGGUGGAGUGGAGGAAAGCGGAACUCUGGGGUCUGCAUCCUCAGACCUUGCAGGGUUAUGAGGGUCAGGAGGAAUGAGAGGAACCAGGGAAACAGGUCAGGGAGAGAAAGAAAAUCAGGACCCAGUUACUGACCGAGCUCUGACCAGGACUGCUCAGGGCGGUUCUCGUGCCUCUGUGUGUGGUUGGAGGAGGAGGGAGGCUCACAGCCUGUACAAGCACAAGACUGCUCCAUGCGGAUGAUGGAACGGAGAGCAUCUACUGUCUAUUGUGCUGUGUGAGACGUGAAAGCAUCUCUGUCCCCGACAGUCUUCCCAGCCAGGUGACCAACCUCACUAUAGGCACGGCGCCUGUGGGCUGGGGAUGAUGGGGACCGUAGAGAAUGGACUUUUGUGUAUUGUCCUCCGGACUUCAGGGCUGUUGACAGACUUAAAACAAACAUGAUCAUUUUAUAAUCGUUAAUCAAGGGAGCGACACGUGUAAUUAACAUAGAACAGGCCUAAGGGGCCAAGGAGUUAUCUUUGGGGAGAUGGUGGGGAGGGGUCCUUGGAGCCCUGGUGGGGCUGGGAAUUCUGUUUCUUGCACAGGAAAACUUAGCUAUAAAAGUUCAGAAGACAGUACACACUAGGGGUGGAUUUGGGCCACAGCGAUGGGCACACCACGAUUGUACUGCCUCCUUCCCAUGCAGCCUAGGCAGAGGUGACCCUGGACCUGCCAUGGGACAAGCCAAUGCCUUUCUGGGGCUGCUCAGUAGCCACAAGUCCAGACUCAGUGUGGCUGUUACUGGGGUACCAUAUCCUCUCAAGCCUUUCCAUGAGGUCACGUGGACACUCAGGCCAGGAGAGAACUGAGCCAGAAGGAAACCCAGCAGGAAUCUAGAGACACCCGGCUCCCAGCCAGGCAGUCUGGUGACCGAGAAAAUGCGAUGCUCAGAAGAUGGCCUCUGUGUUCAAACGCUCUUGGCCAUGGCCGCUAGCCUGGGUGGCCCCUCUCCCUCAGCCUGGAUGUUUAAGCACAGAGUAAACCCAGAUUCUAGAAGCUUCUCAAAUGGAGGGGAAAAUUAAAAACUGCUGAAUAAAUUUAGGAUCUCCAAGUCCCUAAAAUAGCUAAUCCAGGCCCAGAAACUGCCUUCCUCUGCUACCUCCUGGACUGGAUACACUAUCCAAACAGAAAAUAUGUCAAACCCAGCUUCCCGUUUAUGCUCAUAAAGAGCACAAACUUCAUUAAACUUCAUUUUUUAUAGAAUUUACCAGCAUCUAGAGCUGGAAGAUAAUUCAUAAUCAAGAAAGAAAAAUGCCUUGUGGGUUGCAUACCACUAGCCCUGGCUUAACGUUUUGUCUGUAGCUGAAGUAGCCUGGCUACUGGCCAAUCAGCGUUUUAUUUAUCAAUCAAUCAUAGUAACACAUUUUCACAGCAUACAGAACACCCCACAGCAUUUUCCUGGUAGAGUUCAGCCAGCAUCUUGGGGAUGACUUAUUGUAUCUGAAAUACAUGAACAGUUAACAGUCAACAAGGCUGGCAACUCAGCGGGCUAAAUCAGAAGGUUUGUUGGCCCAGAAAGAAAUAUUUCCUGUUGAGAUUCACCACCUAGACAGUGCUCAGAUCCCUGUCAUGGACACUGGAAGUCGUUAACAACCACCUUAGCUGAGGGAGGGGUGUGGCCAGUGUCCCUGGAGCUAGCAGAAUAUUAAAGAUUAUUCUAGAAAACCAUCUGCCUUUGUGAACAAAAAUCCUUUCAUGGUUCCCCAGCCCACAGCACUGGGAGAUCCCAGGAAGAGAAGUCCCACCUCCAGAGGAGGCUGCAGCCUUCCUCAUGACAGGUUGGUCUCGGAGGCCCCAGGCAGUGACACUGAAGCCCCCAGGGCACAAAUAAGGCAGCUCCUCUGGCACUCACCGCUCACCCGCUGGGGUCCUGGCUGCCAGUCUUCUCUGAGGUAGGGAAGGCCCUCCCUUUGUGAGGACAGCAGGCUGUGCGUUGCUAAGCAACAAGCACUUCUGUCCUCUUGCCCAUAUCCACCUAGCUGCACAGGUGACCAACACCCACUCUUGGCAUCUGUACCCAACAAGAGGCCAUUCCUGUAUUUCAGGCCGAGUGUGGGGACUUACCAGCAGAAGUGACUCCUGGAGUCCAGAACCUUCUGGAGAGGGCAGAGGCUAGUCAUGUCUUCCAAGUGUUUGUCAUGGGACUAACAAAGGAUGCUGGAGGCCUGUAGCUACAGUCUCUCCCUGCUUGAGAAAGGCUGUAGCAACACUGGAAUGCACGCGGCUCUGUUGAUCCUGUCCGCCCUAACCCAGUGCUCAGUACGCUUCGGUGACCAGCUGCCUGUGACAGCAGGCCUCCCAUUGGUGAAGACGGUUGCUUGGAGACGCAUGGUCCCUAUUCCAUUGAGGGCAACUCCCAGUUUCUGAGUUGGGAGAGAAGUGCUGAUCACAGGGAGAGCUACCAUGAAUGCUCACAAGAGUUCGGGUGGUGUGACUGCGAACAUUUUUAACCUGUCACUGGAGGGACAUAAUAUUCAGAAAAGACAGGCUUUGGGGAAGGAAGAUGAAGCCCUCGGGGCCGCCUUGAAACCGCUGGUGUUCCGAGUGGACGAAACCACACCCAGAGUUGUACAGAGUGUCCUUCUGGAACGUGGGUGGGACCAAUUCGACGAGCAGCAGCAGGAUGUGGAGGACUGGAAUCUGUACUGGAGGGCAUCCUCCUUCCGGAUGGUAGAGCACGUCAAUGUCAAGCCCUGGCAGAGGCUGAACCACCACCCGGGGACAACCACGCUCACCAGGAAGGACUGCCUGGCCAAGCACCUGGCCUACAUGAGAAGGCUCUAUGGUGAGUCCCUCUACGAGUUCACACCCCGGACGUUCAUCAUUCCCAAUGACUACACCAAGUUCGUAGCUGAGUACUUCAAGGAGAAGCAGGUGCUGGGUACCAAGCCUUCCUACUGGAUCUGCAAGCCAGCAGAGCUGUCUCGUGGGAGGGGGAUAGUCAUUUUCAGUGACAUCCGAGACCUCAACUUCAACGGCACGUAUGUCGUGCAGAAAUACAUCUGCAACCCUUUGCUCGUGGGUAGAUACAAGUGUGACCUCCGCAUCUACGUCUGCGUCACCGGCUUCAAGCCGUUGACUAUUUAUGUGUACAAGGAAGGGUUAGUGCGGUUUGCCACUGAAAAGUUUGACCUCCAAAAUUUGCAAGACUCUUAUGCCCACCUGACCAACAGUAGCAUCAACAAAUCUGGGGCCUCGUACAAGAAGAUCAAAGAGGUGGUGGGUCAAGGCUGCAAGUGGACCCUCAGCCGGUUCUUCUCUUACCUUCGGAAUGGGGACGUGGAUGACCUGCUGCUGUGGCAGAAGAUCAAGCACAUGGUGAUUCUCACCGUCCUGGCCGUGGCUCCAUCGGUCCCUGUGGCCUACAACUGCUUUGAGCUUUUUGGGUUCGACAUCCUUAUUGAUGAAAACCUGAAACCAUGGCUUCUAGAAGUCAACUACAGCCCUGCUUUGUCCCUGGACUGUUCCACAGAUGUCUCUGUGAAGAGAAGUCUUGUCCAUGAUGUCAUUGAACUGAUCCACUUAAACGGCCUAAGAAGAGAGGACAAAAAGUGCAGCAGGGCUUCUCCAGGGAGCCCCAGGAACAAACUUGAGCUCUGCACAAUCCCUGCUUCCCCUCCCUAUGUGUCUCUCAUACGGUUUACAAACAGGACGUGCAGUAAAACCAACCCUGUUGUGCAGAGAGUCGUCAACGUCUAUCCCAAGCACACACGGACCUCCCAGCUGAGAGAAAUGAUCAACAAGCAGCGCGUGUUUCUAACAAGAGAAGGCGCUAAAAGCAAGCCAAAGCUGAGGGCUUGCCAUACAACUCGCAAGGUGCUCUCUCCAUAUACACCAGUAGCUCAGUCACAGCCCCACAGGGUGAAGGGGCCUGUGGGCAUCCUUCCAGAAGCUGGCUAUGCACCAGAUGACCAUGUAGGCAACUUUGUUCUCAUUUUUCCAUUCAAUGAGGCUACUUUUGGAGCCUCCAGGAAUGGAUUAAAUGUCAAAAGAAUAAUUCAAGAGCUCCAGAAACUAAUGAAUAAAUAACUCUCAAGUGGUAAAAACUAAAAUCAAGAAGUGAGGUGAAACUUUUGAAAACUGAGGAUUUCUUUUCUUUUCUUUCUUUCUUUGCUUCUUUCUUUUAUUCCUCCCUUCUUCCCUCCCUCC
This is a messenger RNA of Peromyscus leucopus (white-footed mouse), 6117 nucleotides long. It is a transcript of the gene Ttll2, whose product is annotated as tubulin tyrosine ligase like 2. Gene Ontology annotation, cellular component: cilium. Bases 4372 to 5997 code for a protein of 541 amino acids. Gene Ontology annotation, biological process: microtubule cytoskeleton organization; protein polyglutamylation. NCBI's taxonomy places the organism in Eukaryota, Metazoa, Chordata, Mammalia, Rodentia, Cricetidae. The transcript is spliced from 5 exons. Gene Ontology annotation, molecular function: tubulin-glutamic acid ligase activity; tubulin binding. The record is from RefSeq and is a predicted model, not a curated record.